AACCCCACUUCUGAAGACCGCUGCCUCUAACUCCCCCUUCGCUUUUCUUAUCUGACCUCGCCUCAUUCCUAGCCACUCAACCAAAGAGAGCGGCAGAGAGACUUGGAAGGAGAACCACAAGGAAAAGGAGACCAAAGGCGUUUUCUUCUAGAUGUUUUCAGAAAGGUGUUCACGUCAUUUCCAGAUUCCAUGAAGAGAUAAUCUCCAAGGUAUCACUCAAAUUAAGGAGACGGGACUUUUUCCCUCCCCCGCCCUUCUCCACGCACCAGUGGAAGACGAGGGAGGAGACGGCUGAGAGAAGACGAGGAAGGGGGAAAAGUAAGAGAAGCAAGAUGAGAAAGGGGUGUUGAAGGAAGAGAUGAGGGCGAGCAGAGAGGAGUGUUAGGGGUGGUGGCGAGCCCCCGGUGACCGCCCGCUCGCCCGCCCGCCCGCGCUCGGGACCCAGCCGGGCGCGGCGCCCAAGUCCCGCAGCGCGCAGCGGGCCCGCGGCCCCGCGAGUAGCCCGGACGCGCGGCUCUCCGGCCGGCAGCUGCCGGCGCCCCGCGCGCUAGCGCCCGCCCGCUCCCGGCCCUGGAGCGCCGCCUUCCCCGCUCCGGACUCCUGCGGGGCAGCGCUCCCGGAUGAGCUAAGAAGAGCCAGUGAGAUUAAAGUAGACUGUGAGCCUUUGGCGGACUUCUCACAAGAACAGGAACUUGAGGAGGCAGAGUGGUGAUGAAAACCGAUCAUUUGAUCUAUCACAAUAUGUUCACUAAAUAUCGAUUGAGUGUCCACUGAUGCAUGGCACUGGAAAACCAUUCCAAAAAGAUAGAGCCAUUAACAAAAAGGGGCCUUACCUGUUCAAUACGUAUGCUAAUUAAUGGUCACAGCUGCAGCCUGGACAUCCUCCUAAAGAAUGCAGAAGGACCUGGAACCUAACCGAGCUUCGGGGAAGGUAUCCAUUUUUGCAGCUAUAUUAAUCUUUUAAAACAAACAAAAUGGAUUCCUUAAACUCAUCUGAUCAAAACUUGACUUCAGAAGAACUAUUAAACAGAAUGCCGUCUAAAAUUCUGGUGUCCCUCACCCUCUCCGGGCUGGCACUGAUGACAACAACCAUCAACUCCCUUGUGAUUGCUGCAAUUAUUGUCACCCGGAAGCUGCACCACCCAGCCAACUAUUUAAUUUGCUCCCUUGCCGUCACAGAUUUUCUUGUAGCUGUCCUGGUGAUGCCUUUCAGCAUCGUGUACAUUGUGAGAGAGAGCUGGAUUAUGGGGCAGGUGGUCUGUGACAUCUGGCUGAGCGUUGACAUUACGUGCUGCACGUGCUCCAUCUUGCAUCUCUCUGCUAUAGCUCUGGAUCGGUAUCGGGCAAUCACAGAUGCUGUGGAGUACUCCAGGAAAAGGACUCCCAAGCAUGCUGGCAUUACGAUUACAAUAGUUUGGAUUAUAUCUAUUUUUAUCUCUAUGCCUCCUUUAUUCUGGAGGCACCAAGGAACUAGCCGCGAUGAUGAGUGCAUUAUCAAACACGACCACAUCGUCUCGACUAUUUACUCAACAUUCGGAGCUUUCUACAUCCCAUUAACAUUGAUUUUGAUCCUCUACUACAAAAUAUAUAAAGCAGCGAAAAUGUUAUACCACAAGAGACAAGCAAGUAGGAUUGCCAAGGAGGAGGUGAAUGGCCAAGUCCUUUUGGGGAGUAGUGAGAAAAGCACCAGACUAGUCUCCACACCCUACAUGCUAGAAAAAUCUUUAUCUGAUCCAUCAACAGACUUUGAUAAAAUUCACAGCACAGUGAAAAGCUCCAGGUCUGAUUUCAAGCAUGAGAAAUCUUGGAGAAGGCAAAAGAUCUCAGGCACAAGAGAACGCAAAGCAGCCACUACGCUGGGGUUAAUCUUGGGUGCAUUUGUAAUAUGUUGGCUUCCUUUCUUUGUAAAAGAAUUGGUUGUGAAUGUCUGUGAAAAGUGUAAAAUUUCUGAAGAAAUGUCAAAUUUUUUGACAUGGCUUGGAUAUCUCAACUCCCUUAUAAAUCCACUGAUUUAUACAAUCUUUAAUGAAGACUUCAAGAAAGCCUUCCAAAAACUUGUACGAUGUCGAUGUUAGUUUAAAGAAAGUUUAUCAUUAGAAGGCUGGGGAUUUCUUGAGGUGAAGUAACUAAAUGAAUGAUGAAUAACAAAACAGUUAAACUUUUAGAGGAAAUACAUUAAAACUGCUAAACUUGUAAGAAUAUAAUUUAUAUUUUAAUAGCAACAUGAACAUAAACUUCUUGAGUAAAAGAUGUUUCUUUUGACCAUCAUUCUAGAGUAUUCAAAACGUGAAGAAAAUUUACUGCUUAUAAACAACAUUUUGCCUAUGCAAUGUCCCUAACAGGCUAACUGAAAAUACGUAUUAGAGUAAUUAUUAUUAAUAACAGUGAUUUUCCAGGUUUAUGGCUUACGACAAUUACAGAAGAGUAUUCAAUUAACCACAUCUGUAAUUUCUAUAUAAUGCUAUGGUUUUGUUAUAAAAUUCUGCCAUUUUAGAGAAAAGAAAAUUCACCACAAUGCACCCAUUUCUCCUACCUAACCACUCUUGUGCCACCUUCACCUUAUCCUGGGAAAAAUGGGAGGAGGAAGCAGCCAACAAUGAUUCCUAAUAUGACUGGAGGAAAUGUCAGCCAGGAGAUUGAUAUGAUCUUUGUAUUUAGAUAGUAAAGAGUAAUCAUAAAGUGAGUUAGGCAUUGUAAAAUAAUUCUGAAUGCUGAACUUGUGCAUAUUUAACAUUUUCUUUUUGUUCAAUAUGAAUUCCUAGAAAGAUAUUUUCUUAACCAUGUAUUCUCAAUAUUUGAAAUCAAAACCUUACCCUAGUAACAGUAACUCAGGAGAGGGUUCAGGGGAGGUGUUCUAAUUGCCCCCAUGUUGAUUUAGGACUCAAAUUUAAGGCACUAAGUACCCUAGGUUACUCACCAUAGUUAUUGUAUUCCUAAUGCCUUUUUUGAAAUCUAAAUUAAACGUCAUUUCUGUUAAUGUUAGCAAGCUCAUUUGCUCACUAAAA
Molecule: messenger RNA, 3005 nt
Organism: Felis catus (domestic cat)
Lineage: Eukaryota; Metazoa; Chordata; Mammalia; Carnivora; Felidae
Gene: HTR1F
Product: 5-hydroxytryptamine receptor 1F
Exons: 5
Coding region: 975-2075 (366 amino acids)
Biological process (GO): chemical synaptic transmission; G protein-coupled receptor signaling pathway, coupled to cyclic nucleotide second messenger
Cellular component (GO): dendrite; plasma membrane
Molecular function (GO): neurotransmitter receptor activity; G protein-coupled serotonin receptor activity
Source: RefSeq, a predicted model, not a curated record